Messenger RNA from Rotaria socialis, 1935 nucleotides. The record is from the annotation of a GenBank genome assembly. NCBI's taxonomy places the organism in Eukaryota, Metazoa, Rotifera, Eurotatoria, Philodinida, Philodinidae.
AUGAAUGCUUCCCUUACUGCUGCAUCGUUCUCUGGCGUCGCUUCCACAACAUCUCGUUUUCGAGGACAAGAUACAACUAAUCUAGAACCGUACCAGUUUCUGUGGUUUGACAAAGAAGUUAAUGCGACAGAAGACAAUUUAGUGAAAGAAGAAGCUAGACAGGUUAUAAACCAUAUGCGAGUGUUUGAUAACUUUGAAGAAUGUGAAAGAUAUGUUGAGCUUGUGGUUGAACGAGGUCAAAAGAUUAUUUUGAUUGUUUCGGGCUACUACGGUCGUGAACUUAUAUCGCGUGUUCAAAACAUACCACAAGUUGCAGCCGUUUAUGUCUAUUGCAUGAACGAAGACACAUAUAGAGAGUGGUCAAAAUCGUACAAGAAAGUCAAUAUUUUUUUCACGAAACCAAAUGAACUUAUUAAUCAAUUGAAACAAGACCAACAUGUCCGCGAGCGAACCUACGAGAAUUCAUUGGCCAUGAAUAUUUACAGCCAUGAUCACAGCGGAAAUUCUGCUGUUCAAGAACAACGUGAUAGAAAAAAUGCGUCAUUCAUGUACUUCAUUAUUUUCAUCGAUAUUCUACUAACCAUGCUGCCUAACGAUGAUAAAGCGAGACGAGAAUUAAGUCAAGUUUGGAGUGAAUAUUGUAAUGCUAACUUUUUCUCACAAAAUGUUGUGAAGGAGUUCGAAAAAGAAUAUGAAUCUCAGAAAGCAAUUUGGUGGUAUACACGUGAAUCGUUUUUAUACCGUAUACUGAACAAGGCACUGCGAGAAUCUGACAUUGAUCUUUUAUUUGGACUUCGCUUCUUUCUCUGUGACUUAUAUCGACAAAUAACAGAUGAGCAUGUAAAGUUUCUGAACUCAUACACUGCAGAAGACCCUAUCCUGCGUGUCUACCGUGGUCAGGCUAUGGGUCUGGCUGAAUUGAAUCUGAUUCAAAAGAGUAAAGGAGAAUUCAUCACGUUCAAUAACUUUCUAUCAACAAGUACGAAUCGUCAAAUAGCCACUAUAUUCGCUGAUUCCAGUGCUGCGACACUCCUUGCACACAUUAUCUUAGAAUUCGAAAUCGAUACGCGUCUGCCGGACACAAAGUGUUAUGCCGAUAUCUCAAAAUUGAGUUACUUCCAAAAUGAAAACGAAAUACUAAUUAGACUAGGAUCAAUCUUUCGUAUUGAUGAUGUGAAGUAUGAUGAACAUGAACAACUUUGGAUUGCGAAGUUAAGAUUGUGUAGUGAAGAUAGUUACGAACUGAAAGAUAUGCUAUUACAUAUGAAAGAGAGUAUAGGUAACGGUAUCAUAUCACUCGGUAUUUGGUUCGAAAAACAAGGUGACAAUGAGAAAGCGAGGCAGUUUUUCCGAGGACUUUUGGCUGAAGAGUCAAUCAGCGAUGUGGAUAGAACUAAUUGUUACAGAGGCCUUGGAACAGUUGCGCAGCGUCAGGAGGAAUAUGAUGAAGCACUAAAGUAUUAUCAACAGGAACUUUGCAUUGAAUUGACACUUGGUAAUGAUGUUUUCGUUGCGACAACUUACUCUAAAAUCGGUGAAGUUUACUGGAGGAAACGAGAACUUGAUAUGGCCAUGUCAUUUGAACAAAAAGCGCUUGACAUUUUUCUUCCAUUGAAUCAUCCACAACUAUCAAAUGUUUAUCGUACUAUGGCUAAUAUUUAUAAAUACAAAAAUAAAUCUAGCUUAUCGAUCGAGUAUUUCGAAAAAGCUCUUGAUGCAGAUCGUGAAUAUUUUCCAGAAAAUCAUUCACAAUUUGGAAUUACUUAUACAAAUAUGGGUCUAGUACAUGAUAAAGAUGGGAAAUACGAGGAAGCACUUAAAUGCUACACAAAAGCAAGUGAAAUAUUUGUAAAAUCUUUACCUGCAAAUCAUCCGAACAUUUUGCAACUGGAAAUCAAUAUUCGUUUUGCUAAAUCCAAAUUAGACCAAAAAUAA